UCGCGUACUUCAGCGCACUUUGGAAGCUCAGUUUUCAGUUAGGAGGUAGCGCGCGCGCUCGUGCAAAGCUCGCCUCACGUGCUUGCGCGUUACAACGUCUCCCUGCCUCCCACUUCCGUUUGGUUCCGUGCAUCUACCUCCCAACGUCCCGAGUCGGACGUGUUCGAAAAGAUGAUGCCAACGUGUGAGGAUAUCCACGACGUAGUGCAGUGAUUGUGGAUGAUGUGUGUCUUCGUGUCGUCCGCUAUCUCUUGAAGUGAACUGAAAGUGACGACGGGGAAGUGCCACUGUUGUUGCUGCGUGAAAAGAAGCAGGUCGGGACGCUGUUUAGCGGGUAUUUGGAACGCAUUUGGACGAAGCAACAGAGAAAAUUAUGGGAUACGGCGUGAGCAGGCAAUCAGUUCUCCGCGGCGAAGUGGAAUCUGACCUGGGAAGUGCUCUUACACCACGCCAGGCGGAGCUAGUACGGUCGACGUGGGCCAUAGUCUCGCAAGAUCUCGCUGGAACGGGAGUCGUGGUUUUCAAAAGGUUACUGACGCGGUACCCCGAGUUAUGUCGGCUGUUUCGAAAGUUCAUGACGCUUAGGGAAGACGGCACGUACGACUGGGACAUGGAAGGCCUCCAGCGUCACGCACUCUUGGUCAUGCAAGGCUUAGAGGCUGCGGUGGAAAACUUGGAUGACAGCAGAGUCCUGGGAGACAUCCUCUACGAGCUGGGUAGGAAGCAUGCACGUUUCAACGUCCACGAAGAUAUGUUCGAUAAACUAUGGCACGCUCUUAAAUUUGGGCUGGAAGACGCCCUUCAAGACAAGUUCAACCGCGAGGUGGCGCAGGCGUGGUUCAUUAUCUUCCGCUUCCUCUGUCGAAAGAUCAUCGACGGCAUGCUGGAACACAGAGCCAAAAUGGCCGAAGAGAAAGCUAAACAGGAAGUGACGCAAGACAAUAAACCGCCUCCGGAAAAGAACAAACGUUAGCCGACAGAGGACGCCACGCGUUGCAUCACGCGGGCGUGACGCCCUCCUGCUGCGUCAUACCGCACACCACGUCACUCCCGGGUGACUGCGCCGUGUGCAGCACUUACAGCUUGUGGAAGCUAUUGCGGAAAGUGACCACGACCACAGCAAUUUCCUUGUGUCGAGCAGAUGUGUGUGUGUGCGUGCGUGCAUGGGAAGCUUAACUGUGAUUGGUUGGCUUUAUGGUGACGACUACGUUCGCGUUAUCGAUGCUGCUUGUGACAUUACCCGUGUGGCGUUUUCAUGUUCGACCACUCCUGACUAUACCAGUUUGUAUCACUAUAUUGUUGACAUAUUUACAUAAAGUAUAUACACACGCGAA
Messenger RNA from Ornithodoros turicata, 1334 nucleotides. Its product is annotated as neuroglobin-like. Bases 374 to 973 code for a protein of 199 amino acids. Gene Ontology annotation, biological process: oxygen transport; response to hypoxia. The transcript is spliced from 4 exons. NCBI's taxonomy places the organism in Eukaryota, Metazoa, Arthropoda, Arachnida, Ixodida, Argasidae. The record is from RefSeq and is a predicted model, not a curated record. Gene Ontology annotation, molecular function: oxygen carrier activity; oxygen binding; heme binding.